This is a messenger RNA of Rhinolophus ferrumequinum (greater horseshoe bat), 3825 nucleotides long. RefSeq names its product adenylate kinase 3 (gene AK3). Bases 154 to 837 code for a protein of 227 amino acids. Gene Ontology annotation, cellular component: cytoplasm; mitochondrion. Gene Ontology annotation, molecular function: AMP kinase activity; ATP binding. Lineage: Eukaryota; Metazoa; Chordata; Mammalia; Chiroptera; Rhinolophidae. The record is from RefSeq and is a predicted model, not a curated record. The transcript is spliced from 5 exons. Gene Ontology annotation, biological process: nucleobase-containing compound metabolic process.
GGCCGUCGCCUCACUUCCGGGAGCGCUUGGGCGCUGCGGCUGCCGCCAGCUCGCAGCGUUGUCAGCCGGCUGGACCGGGGCCGCGGAGCCCGGUGAGCGCGCACCCAGGCGGAAGCCCCGCUGCCCGCGCCUCGCGGGCCUCUCCCUGCGGCGAUGGGGGCGUCCGGGCGGCUACUGCGCGCCGUGAUCAUGGGGGCACCGGGCUCCGGCAAGGGCACCGUGUCGUCGCGCAUCACCAAACACUUCGAGCUGAAGCACCUCUCCAGCGGGGAUCUGCUCCGAAACAACAUACUUCGGGGCACAGAAAUUGGUGUGUUAGCCAAGACUUUCAUUGAACAAGGGAAGCUCAUCCCAGAUGAUGUCAUGACUCGGCUGGCCUUUCAUGAGCUGAAAAAUCUCACCCAAUAUAACUGGCUGUUGGAUGGUUUCCCAAGGACACUUCCCCAGGCAGAAGCCCUGGACAGAGUUUAUCAGAUAGAUACAGUGAUUAACUUGAACGUGCCCUUUGAGGUCAUUAAGCAGCGCCUCACGGCUCGUUGGAUUCAUCCAUCCAGUGGCCGAGUCUACAACAUCGAAUUCAACCCUCCCAAAACUGUGGGCAUCGAUGAUCUGACUGGAGAGCCUCUCGUUCAGCGUGAGGAUGAUAGACCAGAGACGGUUGUCAAGAGGCUGAAAGCUUAUGAGGCUCAAACAGAGCCCGUCCUAGAAUACUACCGGAAAAAAGGGGUAUUGGAAACAUUCUCUGGAACAGAAACUAACAAGAUCUGGCCCUAUGUAUAUGCUUUCCUGCAAACAAAAGUUCCACAAGUAAACCAGAAAGCAUCAGUUACUCCAUGAGAAGUGCGUGUGACCAGUAAGAUGAGCAGAAGGUUCUCAGCUGUGCAUUUAGAAGCUCUGUGUCCUAAGACUCUGAAUUGUAUGCCUUCUUUGGAAAUUUUAUUCGUUUCGUUUCUACUGAUUUUAUUCUGGAAAUUAAGGAUGUGCCAAGUGAGUCAGAUACUAAGAUUCAUCUUUUGAAAUCGUCUAGUAUGUUUUGUCCAGUUAUCUUCUAUGGGUGCACAAUUCAAAAAUAUCAGAGAUGUCUAAUGAAACUUUUGAAAAAUAAUGUAGAGCAUAAUUAAAAGACCAACUGUUCAGAAGAGUGAGUGGUUGAUAAAGUAUCCUUAUUUUUAUGGAAAAGUAAAAAGCAAUUCCAAAUCAUUUGGGAAAAGUAUCUCAUCAAAGGCUUUUGCUUAAUUAGAGUGAUGCCAAAAAGCAUCUUUACCACUGUGGUACACAGUUUUGUGAAACACUAUGUCUAUAGAAUUCCAGAGGCAAAGCAACUGGAUUUAAAGAUUAGUUUGAGGAUGCAAAUUCACUGCUGCCUCUACACUAAGAAAUUUCUAAGCUAGCCAUAUAUAUAUUUUGUUGUUAACAUACCUUCAGGUUACUCACAAUUUUCAAUUUGCUAUGAAAAUGUAUCAAUUAGCAUAUAGGAAAGUACUAAUUUCCUAUGAUUUGUUUUCUUUUGAAAAUACAUGUGUACUGAGGAAUAUGGUGUUAGAAAUUGACAUUAUAAGUUCUUGCAAAAGCACCAAGUUGUAUUUUCAAAGGAAAAUGUAAAGAUCUAUGUUUUCAGAUGUUACUCAGGUUAAAGGAUAUGCUUUAGGAUCUACUUGCCAGUUUCUCUUUUUGAUCAAAAGGUAUGAUCUGCCUUGAUGAGUAACAUAUUAAAGUACACACACACACACACACACACACACACACAUUCACACACACACACACAAAGAGAAAAUCCAUGACACUAGGUAAAGUAAGAACGCUUUGUCAUUAGGAAGUAGAAAUAGAUCAGGUUUGCCUGGGAAAAAUUCUCUUGACAAAUGUAACAAUCAUAAUUAGUAAACAGGUAUGGCAAUGAAGAGGAUUUAUAUGACAGGUUAAAAAGGACCCGGAAACAAAUUGAAUUUGCUGACAGUUUAUUCCUAAUCAAAAAGUUUACACCUGCUAGCAUUUACUGCUAUCCUAAGAGUAAAGAACUCUCUUUGGUGAUUAUAACCUGAGCAGCCAUUUUAAAACCAGAAUGGUUUGAUUCCUUAGUGGGGAAACAAGAUGCAUGCUUAUCUACUGGGGCCUGGUAGAAAGUAGGGCAAUGUGAAAAGUGAAGAAAUCUGACUAUAUCUUCAAUGGCAUAUUUAUUCUUACUUUGCUUGGUGCAAAAAUCAAAUGAAACAAAUCCUUGUAAAAGCUGUUAUUAACUGCCUUUGAAAUCUGGCCCAUUUUAUUCUAGGCACUUAAAAUAUAAAUGCCAAGAAGUGGUUGGUAUAUAUUUUGUGGGAAAAGAACGUAUAUUCCUUUCUUUUGAUUUUUUAAAAUUCAGUGUUGAGCUUUCAAAAAGGCUUUUAAAAAGGUUUACAGUAAACAUUCUAUUCUGUACACAACUUUCUAUAAUGCCUUAUUUGAAUGUUACUAUUAUGUGCUGUCUAAAAAUGUGAACUACUAAACUUAAGAAUUAUCGCUAGGUUAUCAGGCACACAUUAGUAUUAAGGUAUUGUAAUACAGUGCGAUUUUAGAACUGUGCAUACAUAUCAUUUUGUUCACAGGGAGCACUCCAUGUCACUUUCCAUUCCGCUGCCCUGAUGACUGACUGACUUCUGAAUUGUCUUAGAACAGUUAACAGUACACAGGCUGGUUUCGUUUUAUGCUCUCCUUUAUCUCCCGCUAUGGUAUUGCAGCCAUACUGGCCUUCUUGAUACUUAGAAGACAAUGGAAAUCACAAACAGGUAGAAGAACAUGGCUAUGAAAUUUAAGUCUCUUCUUCCCUGUGACUGUUCCCUCCUCACUCCCAAACACUCAACCCAAAGUUUUGCACAUACUUCCAUUACUUUGGGAAAUGCCUAUACUAUUAUUAUUAUUAUUAUUAUUUUUGAUUAAAGCAAACAAGAAGAACUUGUUUUACGCUGAGUUAAUGUCAUAGACAGUUCUGAUGAUUAUCAUAGCUGAGGGAGCACAACCUGCUAAAAAACCCUUCAUGCUGUAAUGCCUACUACUAUGAUUUAUGUACUCCAUGAAGUAUGUAUGAAGCUGAAUGCCUUGGUUAGAAGCUACUAUGCCUUUAAUUAAAGGCUAAAGAGAACAGUACUUCAAUCCAUUAUCCUAUUUUCUGGAGUACCAUAUUUUGGUACACCUAUCAUUAAGCAGAGGUGUGAGAAAUGGAAAUUGGCAGUUAGUACCAUCCAGAAAUUUUAUUUCUCAAUUCCAUUUGAAAUAAAUUAAAUACUGUCUCAAAUUUCUAAACCCCAGCCCCAUACCUACUUUUCCCACAGCUAUUUAUAAUGGCAUUCCAACAAAGUAAAAUAUUUUGGAUACUCAGUUUGUUACAAAACUUACCUGUUAAUUAACAAAUCAUGGCAAUUACAGACCUCAGAUUAAAUUGUUGUAAUACUUGCAACUAACAGCAAAAAUAAAUUUGUAUUCUAAAACAUGUUUAUAAAUUGUGUCUUUUCAUUGACAAGAAAAUAUUCCCAGACACUGGUAAUCCAAGAUUGUGAUUUUGGAAGUUAGUUUAAAAAUUUUACAACAGUGAAAAUAGUCUAGCUGUGCUUAAAGCUUCUGUUAAAAGCCAGCGUGCUGUGUAGAGUUCAUAUCCACUUCACCUUUUUAAAAUUUUUUUCUUUAGUUCACUAAUGGUCAUGUGUUUUUCUAAACAUAUAGCACUGAGUAAAGAUUGUACUUUGGAAGGAUUUUACCAACGUGUAUAAAUCAAUCUGGUGAUGGGUCUUAAUUUUACCAAAGGACUCUAAAUACCAUGUUUCCCCAAAAAUAAGCUGGACACUCAGCUCUAAUGCG